AUGGGAAUGUGUAAUGCAAAGAAACCUAUAAGAGGUGAAUUACCCCUUAUUUGUGAAAAAGUUAAGGAAAAUCCUAAAUCCGAAAAGAUUUUAAGAGAAAUGAAAGAAAACAACUAAAAUCUCAAUCCUUUCAAGAAUCCAAUACUAUCAAGAAGAAUACAUUCCAUUUCAGUUUAAUAAUCUUUUCAAUAAACACUCCAAUAAACAAUUAAUUCUAAAACAACAGAUCAAAAUCAAUGA
Paramecium tetraurelia is the source of this 240-nucleotide messenger RNA. RefSeq lists its product as uncharacterized. The transcript has a single exon. The record is from RefSeq and is a predicted model, not a curated record. NCBI's taxonomy places the organism in Eukaryota, Ciliophora, Oligohymenophorea, Peniculida, Parameciidae.